This is a messenger RNA of Pungitius pungitius (ninespine stickleback), 354 nucleotides long. Its product is annotated as melanocortin-2 receptor accessory protein-like. NCBI's taxonomy places the organism in Eukaryota, Metazoa, Chordata, Actinopteri, Perciformes, Gasterosteidae. Gene Ontology annotation, cellular component: endoplasmic reticulum; plasma membrane. Gene Ontology annotation, molecular function: signaling receptor regulator activity; type 5 melanocortin receptor binding; type 3 melanocortin receptor binding. Gene Ontology annotation, biological process: regulation of adenylate cyclase-activating G protein-coupled receptor signaling pathway; protein localization to plasma membrane. The transcript has 3 exons. The record is from RefSeq and is a predicted model, not a curated record. Bases 93 to 341 code for a protein of 82 amino acids.
CAACACCAACGAUCUACAGAUGUUAGAAACAACUGCGAGGUAGUUUUUCGUAAUGGUUAAAUGGCUUUCAUUUCUGGUACUUGACAACCGGGAUGAUGGCAACAAUGGAAAACUUGACCAACUCCGUUUCCAAUGAAUGGGAAUACUAUUAUGAUUACCUUGAUCCUGUGAUAGUGGACGAGAGCAAGCUGAAGUACAACAAAUACUCAAUUGUUAUCAUAUUUUGGAUCAUGCUCGCUGCUUUUGUGGCGUUCCUCUUUCUCGGUUUGAAUAUAAUGUCUCAUAGUGGAAUGCCAAGAAUUCACAGAUUUAGAAGAAGCCACAGAACAGCAACUGCUUAAAUCUGAAUCGGAG